CCUCAGCCGCGCUUCACAUGGCGGCUGCCCGGCCACGCCCCCAGCGGCUGGAGAGACCCUUUUCCCAAAAUGGAGAGCGGGAAGGGCGAGAACGUCCAUCAGAAUUUGGCCCCGCCCCCGAGGGCAGCGAGGGCCAAUUAGCGACCCGCAGGGCGGGUGCGAGGCCGGGGGAGGAGGCUGCUGUUGCCCCAGCAACCACCCGGGAGAACGAAGGCGGUCGCGGCCCGGCAGGGAUCGCGGCGCCGCGGGUCUCUCCCAGCCGGAAAGAUCGCGGGAGAGCGCGAGCCACGCGGGAAGGCAGCGCCGGUGGAGAGAGGGACAGGUCAGGCCCAUCAACUUCAGUCCCGAUGCCGCUUUCGCGCCUCCUGUUAGCGGUUCUGAAGGCUAUGGCUGAAGUGCACGUGAUCGGGCAGAUCGUAGGGGCCACCGGCUUCUCGGAAAGUAGCCUCUUCUGCAAGUGGGGCGUCCACACAGGCUGGCCCCGACUUCAUUUCCAGGUGUGGUCCCAGGAUAGCUUCGGCCGCUGCCAGCUUGCCGGCUACGGCUUUUGUCACGUGCCCAGCAGUCCAGGCACCCACCAGCUGGACUGUCCCACAUGGCGGCCUUUGGGCAGCUGGCGGGAGCAGCUGGCACGGGCCUUCGUGGGUGGUGGGCCUCAGCUGCUGCAUGGGGACGCCAUCUACAGUGGGGCCGACCGCUAUCGCCUGCAUACAGCCGCUGGUGGCACCGUGCACCUGGACCUGGGCCUGUUGCUGCGUCACUUUGACCGCUAUGGCGUGGAAUGCUGAGGCACCUGCCUCCAUGGCCCAUCCACACCCCUGGGCACCCGUAAGGGGUAGGAUGGUGCAGUCGUCAGAGACGUGGGCUCUGGAGACUGCCUUACCCGACCCAGCGGAGGCCUGGGGCAGCUUCUGUCUGGCCAGCACCGCAAGCCCAGUACCUCUCUCUCCGAAGUCCAUUUUCCCCAUCUGUGAAAUGGGGGCAGCAAGUAUGUGGGGUCCCAGGGGUUUCGGGAGAAGAGGCAGCCUCACACACGGAAGUGCUAAAUAAAGAUCAGUUCUGAC
Myotis daubentonii (Daubenton's bat) is the source of this 1064-nucleotide messenger RNA. It is a transcript of the gene B9D2, whose product is annotated as B9 domain containing 2. NCBI's taxonomy places the organism in Eukaryota, Metazoa, Chordata, Mammalia, Chiroptera, Vespertilionidae. Gene Ontology annotation, biological process: cilium assembly. Gene Ontology annotation, cellular component: MKS complex. The record is from RefSeq and is a predicted model, not a curated record.